Paramecium pentaurelia is the source of this 692-nucleotide messenger RNA. NCBI's taxonomy places the organism in Eukaryota, Ciliophora, Oligohymenophorea, Peniculida, Parameciidae. The record is from the annotation of a GenBank genome assembly.
AAUGAGUCGACAAAUAUAUGUUGGCAGAUUGGGAUAAAAAAUAACAAGAGAAGAUUUACAGAAAGAGUUCUAGAGAUAUGGAAAAAUCAAGGAUAUUGAUUUACGAAGCACACAUGCCUUUAUUGAGUUUGAAGGUCGUGAUGAUGCUAAGAAAGCAAUAUCAUAAAUGGAUGGCAAACGAAUUGGUGGUGAUCGUAUCACUGUUAAAUCAAGAGGUAGGACGACUUUGAUAGAUUGAUGAUAAGAUAAUCGACAUUUAGGAGCAAAUGGACCAACAGCCAGAGAUGUGUGUUUCAAUUGUGGACGUAAAGGUCAUUGGGCGAAUGAUUGCAAAGAAGGUUGGUGAUAAAGUAGAGUUUAGGCGAUUUACGUGAUACAUGUUACAGAUGUUAUUAGAAGGGCCAUUUAAGAAAGGAUUGUCCAAAGUCAAGAACUCCAAGUGUUACAAGAAAGUAAUUUAUAUAUUCAAGAUCUUUAUUGAAGGUCAAGAAGAGAUACUAAAAAGAGAAGAUCAACAUCUUCUUCUAAGUCUUCAGAUUCAUCAUCGAGAUCUAGAAGAAGAAGUAGAAACCAAAGGAAAACUCGUCAUUAAAGAAGUGUGAGUCCUAAAUCAUCCAGUGAAAGUGCAAAUGUUUCUCAUUCAUCAAGAAGUUCAAGGUAUUUUACUUAAUUAUAAUAGCUAAAAUGGUUGA